Molecule: messenger RNA, 2160 nt
Organism: Apus apus (common swift)
Lineage: Eukaryota; Metazoa; Chordata; Aves; Apodiformes; Apodidae
Gene: TMEM115
Product: transmembrane protein 115
Exons: 2
Coding region: 144-1202 (352 amino acids)
Biological process (GO): retrograde vesicle-mediated transport, Golgi to endoplasmic reticulum
Cellular component (GO): Golgi apparatus; membrane
Source: RefSeq, a predicted model, not a curated record
CGCUGUUUGUCCGCGCCCGGCCUGGCCCAGCAGCGGGCCCAGCGCGGCCUGGCCUGCGGCGGCGGCGGAGCGGGCCCCGGCGGGGGGUGGGCCGGGCGUUGUAGCCCCCGCGGGGCAGCCCCGUCCCGCCGGCGGGGCCGAAGAUGCGGCGGUACCUGCCGGUGGCCCGGCAGCACUUCCUGGCAGCGCUUGCCGGCACCAGCGUGGUGGUGAAGGCGUUGAGCGCCGCCGUCCUGCUGCUCUACCUGCUCUCCUUCGGCCUGGACACGGCCUACGGGCUGGGGGUGACCCCCGGCUACCUCCUGCCCCCCAACUUUUGGGUCUGGACGCUGCUGACGCAGGGGCUGGUGGAGGACCGGGCCUGGGGGCUGGCGGCCAGCCUGGCCACGCUGGGGGUGGCGGGCCGGCUGCUGGAGCCACUCUGGGGAGCCCUGGAGCUGCUGGUCUUCUUCGCGGUGGUGAACGUCUCGGUGGGGCUCCUGGGGGCCCUGGCCUAUUUCCUCACCUACGUGGCCUCCUUCCACCUCGCCUACCUGUUCGCCGUCCGGAUCCACGGCGGGCUGGGCUUCCUCGGGGGAGUCCUGGUGGCCCUCAAGCAGACGAUGGGGGACAGCACCGUCCUGAAGGUGCCCCAGGUCAGAAUGAAGGCUGUCCCCAUGCUCCUGCUCCUGCUCCUGGCUUUGCUGCGGCUCGCUGCCCUCGUCGAGAGCAAUGUGCUGGCCUCGUACGGCUUCGGGCUCCUCUCCAGCUGGGUCUAUCUCCGUUUCUACCAGCGGCACAGUAGAGGCCGUGGAGACAUGUCCGACCACUUCGCCUUCGCCACUUUCUUCCCCGAGAUCCUGCAGCCCGUGGUGGGUCUGGUGGCCAAUCUGGUGCACAGCAUCCUGGUGAAGGUGAAGAUCUGCCGCAAGACCGUCAAACGCUACGACGUGGGUGCCCCGUCCUCCAUCACCAUCAGCCUGCCGGGGACUGACCCCCAGGACGCCGAGAGGAGAAGGCAGCUGGCCCUGAAGGCCCUGAACGAGCGGCUGAAGCGCGUGGAGGACCAGUCGGCCUGGCCGAGCAUGGAGGACGACGAGGAGGAGGCAGCAGUGGGGGCCAAGGCUGACAGCCCACUGCUGCCUGACACCGGUGUGGUCGGGCCAGGCGGCAGCCAGGAUUCCAGCCUCAUCACCUUCCAGGAUGCCCCAUCCCAGCUGUGACCGGCUGCCCCCCUUCCCGCCCCUUCUCCGUCAGACAGCUGCUAACCCCUCCCAUGUCGCCCCACACAGCCGGGACCCUCGGGGACUCCUCCCGCGGCAGAGGCAGGAGGGCUACCUCAUCCCAGCGCUUCGUUGCCGCUCGCGGCCAGCGCCAGGCGCCCAGGGUGACGCUGCCGCAAGGACGGGGGUUCCUCCGGCCGCUCUCCCCGCCUCACGGCAGGAUGUGGACAUCGGGUUACCCCCCACCAGGAGGACAUGGGACUGAUCCCUGCCCGCAGGCUGCUGCGCUGGCCCAGGCAGGGGCGAAGUCAGCAGCACUUCCUCGCUUCUGCUCUGCGCCAGGGGCUGGCCAGAGCGCUUGACACUUCUUUCCUCCCUUCUGAAGGUAGUUCUGUCUCUAACCAAGGGAACGGGAAGGUUGGUGGGUCCCUUUUCCAAACACCUUUCCUGUGGGGAGCCUCCCCAGCAGGAGCUCGCUGUGACCGGUGAGAGGUUUGCCAGGCAGGGGACAGGCUGGGCGGUGGCCCAGGACCACCAGCCCUGGGCAGUGCUUUUGGGAGGGGGUGUCUCUGCUCCUCCUCUCCCGCACCCGAAGCCCCAUGAGGAGCCGGUGCCCUCAGCCACUCCUGGCUAAGCCAUUUGUCAGAUUACACUAGAAGCUGGAAUUAAUUUUUAUGGUGGGGCUCUUGCUGCUCCCUCUGGCAGCAGGUUUUCUUUCUGCGGGUAGAAUCUGGGCUCCCCCUUCUCUUUUCCUCUGUGUUGAUGGGCUUUUUAUUUUUUUUUUUUUCUGGAUGGAGAGGAUGCUCCCAGCGACAGCCUCCUCGCAGCUCCCGACUCCCCGGGCAGCCCCCGGGUCACGGGCCGAUGGUGUCGUGAUUAUUUUUUUAAAGGACCACACGAGGUUUUGUCAACUGGGAAAAACAGAUGUUUCAUUAUCAAUAAAGAGUUCUUUGAAAGA